GCAGCGGAGGUAUUACGUCUGGAUGUGUCAGAGGGAGUCAGGGCGAGUCUUGACUGCAGACAUCGUCGAGUAGCAACCAGGAUGCGCAUCUAUAGGAAAGGAAACCUUCGUAUUUCUCUAAACGAUUUAUCACUGACAAACGUGUGACCUCUCAGGUCAACACACAAGGGAACCCACAAGCUCAUAUCUCAAAAAACUGACGUGACAGACGGAGUUUUGAUUUUGAGUCCGCUCAACAUCGUUCUGCUCUUCAGUCCUUUUAUUCUAAAAUCCAUCCUCAGCCCCGACGUAAACCACUAUGUCCGGGAAGGAGCGCAGCCCCCGCCAUCGGCCGUGGUCGGUCUACCGGGCCAACACGUUUGAUCUCUCAGCUGAGAUGAUGGGGCUGGCUCUCUCGGGCAACAGUCAGGAUCCAGACGAGCCUGUUCUGGAGUUUAGUGUUGCCUGCAGCGAGCUGGUCACUCCCUCUCUGGACCGUAAGCCAACCAGCUUUGUCGCCAUCAGCUGCACCACUCCGCCCCAGGCCUUCUGGACCAAGCACGCUCAAACUGAAAUCAUAGAGGGCACCAGUAACCCUAUCUUCCUGAGUAGUGUGGCGUUCUUUCAGGACUCUCUGAUCACUCAGCAGACUCAGGUCAAACUUUCUGUCUACGAUGUAAAGGACCGCACACAGGGCACGAUGUACAUGCUUGGUUCGUCCAUGUUUUCUGUGAAAGAGCUGCUGCAGGACAAACACCACAGACUGCACCUGACUCUCAGGUCAGCGGAGAACGAGCGCGUGGGGAACAUCACCGUCAUCGCCUGGCAGAUAGAGGAGAACCGCGAGCAGAGAGCUCCUGUUGCAAGACUACAGAGAGGAGACACUGUGAAUGGAAGGAUGGUUCUCCCUGUUGAUGAAAGCUUGACUGAAUCCAUGGGCAUUAAAUCCAAGUCUUCAUCUCUGUGUAAAGACCCACUGCUAAGGGCUGUGUUUGGGGGCGUGAUGUCACGAAUGUACCGGUUCCCCACCACGGACGGCAACCACCUUCGGGUCCUGGAGCAGAUGGCGGAGAGUGCUCUCUCCCUGCAUAUUCCUCGACAGUUUGUCAAGCUGCUGCUGGAGGAAGACGCUGUUAGGGUGUGUGAGCUGGAGGAACUGGGCGAGCUGUCUGCAUGUUGGGAGAACCUCAGGAGGCAGAUCAUCACGCAGUAUCAGACCAUCAUCCUCACCUAUCAGGAGACCAUAAGUGACCUGCACGAAUACAAAGGUCCUUCAUUUAAGUCUAGUACUUUGAAAGCAGAGAGGAAGUUGGAGUUUAUUCCUACUAACCUGCACAUCCAGAGGAUGAGAGUACAGGGAGUGUCUGGCUAUGACCGGACAUACGAUGUUGUGACUAUUGGUGCUCCUGCAGCACAUCAUCAAGGCUUUAAAGGCUGCGGCCUCCGAAAACUGCUGCACAAGCUUGAAGAAGCCAGGAAACACACUUUUGAGGAGGAAAGUUCUGCUGGCUCUGGCUCUAAAGGAAUGGCAUACCAGCCUCAGGAUGUGGUGAAAGCAAAGGAGCUGAUUGGUCAAAUAAACACUCUGAAGACACAAGUGUGUUACUACACUGAACGUCUGUCUCGAGCUGCCAAGGAACGCUCACCCAACGCUCUGGAGAGAACACUGUCCAUCCUAUCAGAGAAAACUCGUCAGUUAGUGACCGCAUGCGACUCCAAGCUGCUGUCCUCAGCCAUCCUCGCCCUGGCAGCCGCCCGGCCAGAGUCCACUCAGCAGAGCACCCCUUCCCCGUCCUCCUCCUCCCUUUCACCCUCCUCUUGUUCCCCAUCGCGUUCCCCCUCCCGCUCCCCCUCCCGCCACCCAACCUCCCCGUCUCGUGCUGCCACCUCGCCUUCUCGCCAUACAGCUCCUCCAGAGGGCAGCGAAGGGAGUAAAAACAAGCGCUCCUCCCUUCAGGGAGAUUUACAGGAGGAGGAGUGGGGGAAGGUUUGGCUAAAUGUUGAUAAGAGCCUGGAGUGUGUGAUCCAGAGGGUGGACAGGCUGCUGCAGCAAGACAGACUCCAGAGCGACAGUAGCUCUGAGGAUGUCUUCCUGCUCGCCAACGAGGAACCGGGUAACACUAAGAAAGAUUGCAGCCCAGAUGUAGGAAAGAAGUCCCCAGGUGAGUGGAGCGACGCUCUGUACCCUCUCCUCACCACGCUGACGGAUUGUGCGUCUCUGAUGAGCGACAAAGCCAAGAAGGCCAUGGUGUUUCUGCUGAUGCAGGACACCGCCCCCACCAUCGCCAUGAGCCUCACCCUGCAGUACCGCCGCGACGUUGUCUUCUGUCAGACGCUGACGCCGCUGAUCUGCGGCUUCAUUAUCAAACUGAGGAACUCUCUCUGUGACUCAGGCUUCCUCAGGCAGCUACACACCAUCGGCUUACUGGUGCAGUAUGAGAGCCUGCUCAGCACCUAUGGUGAGGAGCUGGCCAUGUUGGAGGAUAUGAGCGUCGGAGUGAUGGACCUGAGAAAUGUCACCUUUAAAGUUACCCAGGCAACUUCGGGUUUUGCCCCAGACAUGCUGCCGGUGAUCACAGGAAACAGGAACGGCUUCAACGUCAGGGUCCCGUUGCCCGGGGCGAUGUUCGACACGCUGCCACGAGAGAUCCAGAACGGGAUGCUGCUGCGCGUGCAGCCCGUUCUGUUCAAUGUGGGGAUCAACGAACAGCAGACACUGGCUGAGAAGUUUGGAGACACAUCACUACAAGAUGUGAUCAACAUGGAGAGCAUGACUCGCCUCAGCUCCUACUACGACCAGUUUAAAGAAGUCCUGCCAGACGACUGCCUGCCUCCUUCCCGCAGUACCACCAGUCUUCCCGAGCUGCUGAAACAUCUGAGCCAGGAUGUGAACACCAAGAAAAGCAAGAACGUGGAGAUUUUGUGGCGGGCAGCCGAGGCAUGUCGCCGCCUGAAUGGAGUGCGUUUCACCAGUUGUAAGAGCGCCAAGGACCGCACAGCCAUGUCCCUGACCCUGGAGCAGUGUCAGAUCCUGCAGCAGGAGCACGCCCUCGCCCCACAGGUCUUCUACCAGGCCUUGGACUGUAUGCGCAGUGAGGGCUGCAGGAGAGAGAACACCAUGAAGAAUGUGGGAUGUCGUAAAUACGCCUUUAACUCUCUCCAGCUCAAGGCCUUCCCCAAACAAUAUCGCCCUCCAGAGGGGACGUACGGAAAAGUCGAGACCUAAGUGGACUCUUCUAACUGGAGGAAAACCCAAAGACUGAAGGGGAUAAUGAUGAUAGCACCACACAAACAAAAACACCAAACUGGAACAACAGCCCUUUGUUUUGUGCUUAGUCACUGUUAAGAUGAUUAAUGUCCAAGUGCCAGUGCUACUGUAGAUUGUUUUAUAGUUGUUUCCCCUCUCCUCUAGUAAUACUAAAAUCACACACUUUUCACGGCCACUUCACAGCCAGAAACAGUAAAGAUGGCUUUCUGUGUUACUUUGUAGCCAGUGUGCAGACAACACUGUUUGCUGCUGUACCACUCGUAACAUCAGGAAGCGUUCAGCUGAGUCAUUUGUCCCUAGAAACAGGAUGUGCAAAUGUCUCAGAGAUUAGAAAGAUGAUGUGAGACACGUUUGUCCUUGUCCUUGCUGCUUUUAUGUGAUUUUACCAGUUCAUCAGGUAAAGGAUAAGGCUAUAGAUUCCAUGCAAAGCCCAAAACAAACAAUGAUUUGAUCCUACUGACACUGGCUACUGAUCCAGCUUAUUGCUGUGUGUCAUAGAGCUCGAUUGUUGUUCAAUAACUAUUAAAAAGCACAUCAAUGA
Molecule: messenger RNA, 3788 nt
Organism: Perca fluviatilis (European perch)
Lineage: Eukaryota; Metazoa; Chordata; Actinopteri; Perciformes; Percidae
Gene: inpp4aa
Product: inositol polyphosphate-4-phosphatase type I Aa
Exons: 24
Coding region: 299-3205 (968 amino acids)
Cellular component (GO): cytoplasm
Molecular function (GO): phosphatidylinositol-3,4-bisphosphate 4-phosphatase activity
Source: RefSeq, a predicted model, not a curated record